This is a messenger RNA of Balaenoptera acutorostrata (minke whale), 3579 nucleotides long. RefSeq names its product sestrin 2 (gene SESN2). The transcript has 10 exons. Lineage: Eukaryota; Metazoa; Chordata; Mammalia; Artiodactyla; Balaenopteridae. Gene Ontology annotation, biological process: positive regulation of macroautophagy; cellular response to L-leucine; negative regulation of TORC1 signaling. Gene Ontology annotation, molecular function: oxidoreductase activity, acting on peroxide as acceptor; L-leucine binding. Bases 373 to 1788 code for a protein of 471 amino acids. The record is from RefSeq and is a predicted model, not a curated record. Gene Ontology annotation, cellular component: nucleus.
GGCAGAGCGGAGCUGCUGGUGUCAGAGCCCGGAGAGCGCUGGCAGUUCCGCGGUGGGGAUGCUGAGGAGCGCUGGGUUUGCGAGCAGCCCUGGCCACUGCGGACUUCCGAGGCGCUCCGGGCCGUGAAAACCCCUGCGCCGCGAGGCUCCCGAGGCCAUUCACCAUCCAGAAGCCAGACGAGCGGAGAGUCCAGCGCAGCGGCGGCCGUUCCCGGAUCCUGGGCUUUCGGAGUGUUCUGGAACCCCGAGAGACACCCCGGGGCUCUAGAACCUCCCAGCGGCCCGCAGUCCCGGCUUCCUGCGCGCGUCGGUCCGAAAGCCCCUCGGGUGCACGGGCGGUCGGCGAGCCGCGGCUGGGUCCUGGCGCACACCAUGAUCGUUGCGGACCCCGAGUGCCGCGCCGAGCUGAAGGGCUACCUGCCCGGGGCCGGAGAGGAGCAGAGGGAGAGCCGGGCUCGGCGAGGCCCUCGAGGGCCCAGCGCCUUCAUUCCAGUGGAGGAGGUCCUUCGGGAGGGAGCCGAGAGCCUUGAGCAACACCUGGGGCUGGAGGCGCUGAUGUCCUCCGGGCGGGUGGACAACCUGGCAGUGGUGAUGGGCCUGCACCCCGACUACUUUACCAGCUUUUGGCGCCUCCACUACCUGCUGCUGCACACGGACGGGCCCUUGGCCAAUUCCUGGCGCCACUACAUCGCCAUCAUGGCCGCCGCCCGCCACCAGUGUUCCUACCUGGUGGGCUCCCACAUGGCUGAGUUUCUGCAGACUGGCGGUGACCCUGAGUGGCUGCUUGGCCUCCACCGUGCCCCUGAGAAGCUGCGCAAGCUCAGCGAGAUCAACAAGCUGCUGGCACAUCGGCCGUGGCUCAUCACCAAGGAGCACAUCCAGGCCUUGCUGAAGACAGGCGAGCACAGCUGGUCCCUGGCCGAGCUCAUCCAGGCCCUGGUCCUGCUCACCCACUGCCACUCGCUAGCCUCCUUCGUGUUCGGCUGCGGCAUCCUCCCUGAGGGGGACCCCGAGGGCAGCCCCGCCCCCCAGGCCCCUUCGCCCCCCAGUGAGCAGAGCACACCCCCCAGCAGGGACCCACUGAACCACUCUGGGGGCUUUGAGGCCGCCCGCGACGUGGAAGCUUUGAUGGAGCGCAUGAGGCAGCUGCAGGAGAGCCUGCUGCGGGAUGAGGGGGCCUCCCAGGAGGAGAUGGAGAGCCGCUUCGAGCUGGAGAAGUCAGAGAGCCUGCUGGUGACCCCCUCAGCGGACAUCCUGGAGCCCUCUCCAAACUCAGACAUGCUGUGCUUUGUGGAAGACCCCACUUUCGGAUACGAGGACUUCACCCGGCGGGGGACUCAGGCGCCCCCCACCUUCCGCGCCCAGGAUUAUACCUGGGAGGACCAUGGCUAUUCACUGAUCCAGCGGCUCUACCCCGAGGGUGGGCAGCUGCUGGAUGAGAAGUUCCAGGCAGCCUAUAGCCUCACCUACAACACCAUCGCCAUGCACAGUGGAGUAGAUACCUCCAUGCUCCGCAGGGCCAUCUGGAAUUACAUCCACUGCGUCUUUGGCAUCCGAUACGAUGACUAUGACUACGGGGAGGUGAACCAGCUCCUGGAGCGGAACCUCAAGGUCUAUAUCAAGACAGUGGCCUGCUAUCCAGAGAAGACCACCCGAAGAAUGUACAACCACUUCUGGAGGCACUUCCGCCACUCAGAGAAGGUCCACGUGAACUUGCUGCUUCUGGAGGCCCGCAUGCAAGCCGCCCUGCUCUAUGCCCUCCGCGCCAUCACCCGCUACAUGACCUGACUCAUGUGCAGGACCUGGGCCUGGAGCAGCUGACCCUGGGGGCAUCCUUCUCCCUGCAAGGACUUCUCUGUCUGGAGGCAGACCCUAAGCCUGCCUGUCCCACGCCCACCCACCCUAUUCUGGUGGUGGGCCUGUGUGUGAUGUGCAGCCCCCGAGCCACACCCUCCUUCUCACUGGAAUGGACAGGAUCAUUGCACUGACUCUGGGAUCUCAGCUCUGCCCCUGGGAGCUGGAAGAGGACUAGCAAAUCUCCAGGUGCCAAGGCCCUUCUUCCUGCCCCUACCCUCAGAGGCCAAGGGCACAGGAAGGAAAAUGAGCUGAGCUCAGACUUGUGUGCCAGCAGGCGGGGGCCCGGGCAGCACAAGUACUUUGGCCUUCCUGGCCUGGGAAGUCCCUGGCUGGCCCCCAAGGGAGAGGGGCAAACACCUCCAGGGACUGACACUCCAAGCGGCUUUGCCUUUCUUCCUGCUUCCUCAUUCUCAGACUUCAUUACCUCCCACCUGCCAUUCAUCCAUCAAUGUGAAAGUCAAGGUCACAGCUGGUUUGUGCAUCCGGCUCCCCAAAAGCCUGUUCCGUUAGGCAGCCUGCAGGCCUUUUGUUCCCUGGUUGCCCCAGUCCUAGUUCAGUUCCUUUGACCCCCUUUGUUUGCCGUUUUACCCUUUUCUCCCACACCUAGUGGUAUGAGGCCCCAGGAGAGAGACCAAGCACAUCAAACAAGCAGAUUAUCUCUAGAGAGUUUGGACUCUCUGUUGGUCACUUUGCCUUUAGAAGAGGAGGGAGUAUUAUAUUAUACAUUCUCUGUAUUUUGGGGGUUUUUUUGCUUUUUUUUUUUUUGUUUUUUGUAUUUUGGUUUUUUAUGGGUGAGGUUCUUCAGGGCCUCAACCCUAGAGCCAUAGUCAGUGUCUGAGAGAAGGACAGGGAAAAGUCUGUCCUCCCCAGAGCUGCACCUGCCCUGCAGAAGCUGGCACCCCACUUUGCUAUCUCCCAUGGCUCUGCCACAAACAUUUGCCAAAAAAGCAAGCCUUUCUAGGUGGUUUAAGUGGCACAUGGCUCAAGGGGAGAGGCAGGAGACCCCAGGGUUCUUGUGUGGGCCCUGGCACUGGCCAGGUGACCUCCAUUUCCACAGUUGCAGACUGAGGGGUAGUUUCUGAGAUAUUUGAGCCUUCACUCAGAUUCUGAGGCCAGCAGCCAACUGCAAUCCUUGCAGGAUCUCGAGGGCUUCUGGGGAGCCCCCCCCCCCUCUUGUAGUCAGUCUCUCCGGGCUACCUGCCAAGGACCUCCCCACCCCCAUCCCAAUUUCUGUCCCUUCUCCUCAAUUUUAGGUGGGUUGCUUGGAGGCAGAAGCAGCCGAGGACUGAUCCCAGGCACUUUCUGUAGCAAACAAGCUGUGAAUUAUGACUUCCCUUGCCCUUCUUCCGGCAGUAAGUGCCUCCCCUCUGACCAGUUGGGAGGUGACUGAAGAAAGGCAAGGGCCAAGCUGCUGCUGCUUCUGACCCUCCUCUCUGGGGUGGGGCAGGAGAGGAGCCUGGUCAUUGUGCCACAUUUCAUACCCGUGCAGGCAUGGGCAAGCGACUGGCACCCCCUUCAGGCCUCCAAGCCCUCCCUGCAAUGAAGCUGGGCAGGAGAGAAGAGGCCCCGGCAUUGGGGUUUGGAUUCCAGAGGGGACAAGAUGACUGUACACGUCCCCGGGUGGGUGGGGAGGAGUAUUCAGUGUUCAAGUGCAGAAAUCUUUGCCUUUGCUACCAGUUCUGUAUGAUGAGAAAUAAAAGUUCACUGAGGUUUUGUUUUGUA